AUGUCAGAUUACAGCCCCAACGGGAACACCCGCCCGUACACAAUGCUGUGUGGGUCCUUACCACGGGCCUCGGGCAAUGUUCGCGACGCGUACGUUCGGUUCCUGGCAAUCAGGGAUCCGGCCGAGCGAUUUUCCGAUGGUGUGUAUCCUCCUCCCGUUAUGUUCACGUUUCGUCUUCGGUGGAUCACUCGACCCAUUCUCUCCGAAUCACCUUUGGGUCUCGCGUCCAAACAAACUAUUCUGCAUUCAGAGCCUGUCGUGCUAGCAAGACCGAAAAUGGCGUCAGCUACCAUUGUUCGGUUCAGCCUCAUAUUUUACGCGCCACCUUCUGCCGUUCAGGCUUGCAAGACUGCCAUCUUCAGAGCCGGCGCUGGCCGCCACUCUGGCCCAGGAAACUACACUGAAUGCUGUUGGUCUACAAUGGGAACUGGGCAGUUCCGUCCCGGAGACGCAGCCAACCCUCAUAUCGGAAGAGUUGGUGAAUUGGAAGAGACACCUGAGGUUCGGGUUGAAACCCUAUGUGUAGGCGAGGACGUUGCCCGGAAGGCUGUCGAAUCGCUGAAGUCUGUUCAUCCUUACGAGGAGCCUGUUUAUGUCGUAGCCAGAUUGGAGGACUUUUGA
Messenger RNA from Pochonia chlamydosporia 170, 621 nucleotides. Its product is annotated as structural toxin protein RtxA. The transcript has 2 exons. The record is from RefSeq and is a predicted model, not a curated record. Lineage: Eukaryota; Fungi; Ascomycota; Sordariomycetes; Hypocreales; Clavicipitaceae. Bases 1 to 621 code for a protein of 206 amino acids.